Cannabis sativa is the source of this 927-nucleotide messenger RNA. RefSeq lists its product as uncharacterized. The transcript has a single exon. The record is from RefSeq and is a predicted model, not a curated record. Bases 1 to 927 code for a protein of 308 amino acids. NCBI's taxonomy places the organism in Eukaryota, Viridiplantae, Streptophyta, Magnoliopsida, Rosales, Cannabaceae.
AUGACAAUCGACAAGUCUUGGACCACUUUGCGAAAUCGUAGAUGUCCACAAUAUUGGGAUGGUCUAAAUGCAUUUUUAGAGAUGGCCUCGAAAUGUAAAGAUUGUGAUGGUAGAAUUAGGUGCCCUUGUGUAAGAUGUGUGAACAAUAGGCUUCAAACUUUACCUGUUGUGAAAGCACACAUAUUCGAUUGGGGUUUUUUUACUGGUUACGAGAUGUGGACUUACCACGGUGAAGCAGAAUCUAGUGCCACUAAUGCAAUGAAUGACAAUGAUGCCGCUGAUGAUGAUUCUAAAAUUGACGAGAUGAUUCCGAUAGUGGAUGACUUCCUUCAGCCGUCAUUCAAAAUUGAUGAUAAUCCAGAUGCAAAUCAAUGGCGCGACGAAUUAUUUGAAGAGAUUGAGGCUGAGUUGUAUCCUGGUUGUGAUUGGAUAUCUUCUCUUAACGUUUUGGCAAAGUUAUUGCAUUUGAAAGUUAGGGGAAAGAUUUCUAACAACAUAUUUGAUGAUUUACUGAAGUUAUUAAAAUUAGCUUUUCCAAAGGAAAAUAAAAUUCCAUCAAACUAUUAUGAUGCCAAGAAAAGAUUGAAAAAAUUAGGGUUGGGGUAUGAGUCAAUUCAUGUGUGCAAGCACAAUUGCUGUUUAUUUUACAAUGAACAUGCAAAUAAAGAUUCAUGUCCAGUUUGUGGCACUAGUAGAUGGAUAACUUCAGAAUAUUCAGGAGCAAAAAAGGUGCCUCAUAAGGUGAUGUGUUACUUUCCGUUAAUUCCGCGACUGAAGAGACUGUAUACUUCAAGGCAUACAGCAAAAUACAUGGUAUGGCACCACAAUGGUAAAUCGAAAGAUGAAGGUGUGAUGCGACACCCUGUGGAUGGAGCAGCGUGGAAGGACUUUGAUGCCAAACAUCCUGAUUUUGCUAGUGAACCUUGA